UUGCACUGAUGGGAAGGAUGGAGAAACCUGUUGUUCAUCAUUUUGUUGAGAAAACAAAGAAUUUGUUCAAUGCUUCAUGGUCCAAAUUACUGGCUUCCUUUCAUCAACGGCGCACGAGUUUAUCGUCCUUGUACCUUCGAUUCCUAACCCUGCAGAUAAACCCAUUUUGGGUUCACCUUCAUUACUUUCUUGCUAUGUCUGCGGUAGGCUUUUCGGCUUUGAAAAUCACAAAGACAAGAACUAACGUUACAGUUAGGCCCAAGAGCUUGGACUUGUUCUUUACCUCUGUGUCUGCAACCACAGUUUCAAGCAUGUCAACAGUUGAAAUGGAGGCUUUCUCCAAUACCCAACUCGCUAUUUUAACCAUUUUGAUGUUUGUGGGUGGGGAAGUUUUCACUUCCAUGCUAGGACUUGGACUUCAAUUAAUGAGGUCCAAGUUCAAGCUCACUAAAAAUAAUAUUACUACUACUACUACAGAUUGUGAAUCUCAGCGCUUGGAAAAUUCUCUCAAUCAAAUAGAAUUAGGUAUGGUACCUAGCCUGCAGCCAGCAGCGCCCAUCCAAUCACAAUCACAAUUAGUAGUGGAGGGCAAAAAUAAUAAUACUAGCUUGUUGGAGUACUCAGAACGAAUCAAAUCCUUGGAUAGUGAUAGUGGCAGUGGGCAGCAUCUGCAUUACAACUCCAUCAAGUGUUUGAGCCGUGUAGUAGCAUGUUAUCUCCUAGUUGUUAACCUAGUUGGUUCUACUUUGAUAUUUAGCUAUAUGAAGCUGCUGGUUCCAAGUGCUGGGCAAGUGCUGAAGGAGAAAGGCCUUCGAACGCUGACUUUUUCAGUUUUCACUACUGUCUCUACGUUUACAAACUGUGGGUUUGUGCCCACAAAUGAAAACAUGAUGGUCUUCAGAAACAAUUCAGGCCUGCUUCUGCUUCUCAUCCCUCAGGUCCUCCUUGGAAACACCUUGUACGCCCCGUCCCUGCGACUCCUCGUCUGGUUUCUAGAGAAAAUCACAAAAAGGGAAGAGUAUGGAUAUAUCUUGAAAAAUCAUCGUCGACGUCGUCGUCGUCAAGUUUUGCCUUUGGGAUAUGGUCACUUGUUAUCUAGGUCGCAUUCUGUGUAUCUAGCGGCCACUGUUUCUGGGCUCUUGCUUCUUCACUUGGCCUUGUUUUGCUCCAUGGAGUGGACAUCAUCAUCAGAAGCCAUGGGUGGUCUCAAUUCUUCUUACCAGAAAUUGGUGGCAUCCUUGUUUCAAGUUGUGAAUUCAAGGCAUGCUGGAGAAUCUGUCGUUGACCUCUCCCUGGUAGCUCCUGCAAACUUGGUGUUGAUCAUCGUGAUGAUGUACCUGCCCCCGUACACUAGGUUUUUUCUAGCUGAUGAUGAUGAUGAUGAUACUGUAAAGACUUGGAAAAAGAGCACCAAAAAAGGAAAGAAGUUUGUGGAUUAUAUACUAUUCUCACAACUCUCUUAUUUAGUGAUCUUUGUCGCUCUCAUUUGUAUCACCGAGAGGGAAAAAAUGAAGGACGACCCACUCAAUUUCAACAUUAUAAAUAUCGCCUUUGAAGUCAUUAGUGCAUAUGGGAACGUGGGGUUCUCAACCGGCUAUAGCUGCCAACGAAGAUUGAAGUUUGAUGAUGAUGAUAAGCUGUGUAAAGAUGCAUGGUAUGGAUUUGUCGGAAGGUGGAGCAACAAUGGCAAACUCAUCCUCAUCCUCGUUAUGUUCUUUGGAAGGCUUAAGAGCUUGGAAAAGGGAGGUGGCAAAGCUUGGAAACUAAACUAACCACCUACUAGUGUGUGCGUGCGUGCGCGCGUGUAGUUUUUGGAUUUUUGGGCUCUGUUUUCUCCUUCAGUUGCAUUAGGCUUGUGACAGGAUGUGUGUGAGUGUGUGUGUGUGUGUGUGUGUGUAGGGGAAGUCCCCAACUCAACCACCUUUACUUUAUUUGAUGCUGUUGACGAAUUACACAACCCAGUAUUAUUGUCAAGAGAAGAAUCUGUGUGUGUGUGUGUGUGUGUAUGUGUGUGUGUGUGAGAGAGAGAGAGAGAGAGAGCCAAUUGUUCAUAAUACCUUGGUAUUGAUUGUUCACUUUUGUCAAUACCUAUAUUUAGGUCCCUAAUAAUGCCUACUAAAACCCCUUGAGAUAGCUCAAGUGAUCAACAGCAUAGAAUCCAAAUGUUGAGUAU
Messenger RNA from Diospyros lotus (date-plum), 2173 nucleotides. RefSeq names its product sodium transporter HKT1-like. Lineage: Eukaryota; Viridiplantae; Streptophyta; Magnoliopsida; Ericales; Ebenaceae. The transcript is spliced from 3 exons. Gene Ontology annotation, biological process: monoatomic cation transport; transmembrane transport. Gene Ontology annotation, cellular component: plasma membrane. The coding region runs from base 9 to 1772 and encodes 587 amino acids. Gene Ontology annotation, molecular function: sodium ion transmembrane transporter activity. The record is from RefSeq and is a predicted model, not a curated record.